Pseudonaja textilis is the source of this 2287-nucleotide messenger RNA. The record is from RefSeq and is a predicted model, not a curated record. Lineage: Eukaryota; Metazoa; Chordata; Lepidosauria; Squamata; Elapidae.
CUUUCUCUCUCUCGCGUGUCUCUGGUGCGAGCGUGUCUGUAUUUUUCUGUCUCUCUUUCUCCCCCCCCCCCCCCCGCUCAGUUCCCUUUUUCGUCCGCUCCUUCCUUUGCCUCUGGAAACCAGCCAGGGGCCUUUGCUUGCAUUGCGUAUUGGUUCGGGGAGGCGUCUUUCUUCCUGCUCGGCCGGUGGCUUAAAAAGGUGAUUGGAGAAUUUCUUUAGCUCCGCGGGGGCGGGAGUCGCAGAGGGCCCGGUUGUGCGGUCUGCACGAACGCGGGAAGCUUGAGCUGCCGAUGUAAUAAAGGGAAGGGAGAGGAGAGCCUAGCUACGGCUCAGGCAUGAUCCGAAUCUACCUCUUGGAGGGAAAGGCAUUUGUGUGGAACUAUGCAGAUGCGAGGCGAAUCCGAGAGGAACAUCGUAUUGUCGGCGUGCUGGUGGGGGCAUUGCCUCGGAAGCCGAGGCAGAAUGUGCGGCUUGGGCUGCCUUUGGAACUGCUUCCUGAAGAGGUUCGGCUGUUAUUGGACAAGGGGUUGGCAACCCUGGUUAGGAGCCCAACAUCUCAGUCCCUUGGCCAUGGGAAGAACCAGGAUGCCUUAGUGCCAGAGAAAGUGGUUGCCUACGAGCAAGAACUAGAGGAGAACUACCAGGAGCAGCUGAGGCUCUCUGCAGAACAGAAGAAAACCAUGUUGGAGUCUCUUGCAGACCAUAUAACCCAGGGCCGAGCAAAGAAAUGGCAACGGAAAGGAGAAGGAGAAGAGCCCCUCCAAAGGCCUGCCGAGUCUGGUUCCUGUUUUGUGCUUCCCCGAGAAUCAAUGAUGAUCCAACUCCCCACUGAACGGACUCAGAUAGCUCAAGAAGAAACAGUAGACUGGCAUGUAGCAUCCCAGCUCUGGCCUUAUGCAGGUCAAGAACGUCAUGAGAUGCACUAUAGCAUUUUCCGGGACCUCUGGGAAAGAGGUUAUUACGUCACAACUGGGAGCAAAUUUGGAGGUGACUUCCUCGUUUAUCCAGGUGAUCCCAUGCGGUUCCACGCCCAUUACAUCGCGCUCUGUUUUUCCAAGGAUGCACCCAUCUCUCUGUGUGACAUCAUCAGUGCUGGACGCCUUGGCACCAACGUCAAGAAGACAGUCUUGCUCUGUUCAGUGGAGCAGGAAGGGACUGUAGCAUAUACAUCCCUACAGUGGAGCGGGAUGCAGUGAAAACAGAGUGGCUCAGAUCCUAGGAUUGCCAUUUGGAAUUGUUAGCGUAUGCUUGCCUAUUUGUCUUCCAGAGAAGGGGUCACCAACCCCACCCCCUGGACCGCAUCUCACUACUGGGUUGAGAUUUUCAGAACCCGGCCGCAGAAGCGAUGUGUGUGCAGAGCCAGUGAGGCGAGUGAGUUCGUGCAUGCUCCAUUGGCGUGAGCGUUGGGUGCACAGGCCCACCAUUCAUGCAAAUGGAACUAUCCACGCAUGCGCCGGCUGCUCAUGUGGAACCAUCCCCUCUCCCCACCCAUUGGUUCUGCAAAGCCAGAAAAAUUUGGGAGCUCUGUUCCAGAGUUCUCAGAUAUCUUGCGUAAAAGUACCGGGAAUGCUGGGAGUUGUAGUCUGGAUUGAGGAAGUUUGUUACGUUGACAUUAGUCUGAAUUAUGAUGGCAAUUGGGAUUGGGAUUUUGGUUGCUAAGCGAUACUGUUAAAAAGUGUAAUCUCAUGAUUGCAGCAAUAAUCUAUCAGUCUAGUGGUAAAUUGGUAAAGUGGCAAGUGCCGAUUGACUGUAGGAUGCUGCAGCCAUCAGUUUUGCAAGGCGUUUACCAAGUGUGUAAUCUUGGUCACAUGACCUCAGUCACUGCAACAGCCUCAACUUGGGCCAAUUGUAGGUGUCCCUUGUUUGCCACCAUUGUAACUCUGAUCACUGAAUAAGUGUUCUUAACUUAAGGACCUAUAAGUACAAUUUAUAUAUAGCAAUUAUAAAAGUAUUCUUAGCCAUAUUCUUAAUAUGUUGCAUGUAUGCAUGGUUAUUAAAGAAUGGGAUGUUCUAAAAAAGUUGCUGAAGUAAGUUCCUAACAGAUAAAAAGAUUGCUGUCAGUUAAUAUCAGAAAAACCUCAAGGUUGAACAUGUUUCCUCUAUAUAAGGAAUGCAGAUUUUUUUCAACAGGGGUAGGUAGCUUCGUGUCCUCCUAGUAGCUUGGAUUACACCUCCUGCAAUCUCUUGACCCAUGCCACUUGGUAUUGAACUCCCCAAAAGCUGUACAUCUGUACUGGGAGUGGGGGAAGCAGUUAUUACUAGUUGACCACCUAUGGUUUUAUUUGAC